ACGGACAUUAAUUAGAGAAAAUUCGAGGGAAGCUUACUCUGCGAAAUCGUAUUUCUCGCUCGAGACAUCGACCAUUGCUGCUUAAUUUAGAGUCAUUCUUGUGUGAUUCAUUGGUGAACAAACAAUGGCUGAUGUAGUGGAGAAACCAGAGGGCAAAGCCGAUGCAUCGGGCGACCCCAGCAGAGUCCAGGAAGUUACCCCAGGCAGUGACGCCAAUGGUGACCAAGCCAAGCAGACUGCUGUUGACGGCAGCCAGAUAUCCACGCCCAAGGAACCGCUGCAAGAGUCUGAUUCGGUCGUUAACGAUGAUCAGGAGAAAGAAGAGGUCUCUGGGAGUGGAGACGGGGAGGAAUGGUUGGAUGUUCUAGGGAGUGGCAAACUGAGGAAGAAGGUUCUCAAGGCUGGUCAAGGAGAGGCCGCUCGGCCUGACAGGGGUAUGGCCAUGACUGUGAGGUACAAGGGCAUGCUCGAGGAUGGAACAGAAGUCGAGGGUGAAGAAAAGGCCACUUUCACACAAGGAGAAGGAGAAAUAGUACAAGCUAUUGACUUGUGUGUAUGCCUGAUGGAGCUAGGUGAGGUAGCAGAAAUCCAUACCAAUGCUAGAUUUGCCUAUGGUGAAUAUGGAAAAGCGCCAAAGAUUUUGCCCAACACUGACAUGAUUUAUGAAGUAGAAUUAUUAGAAACAAACCCUCCACCUACACCUAUCACAAUGACAUUAGAAGAAGUAUGUCAGCUAGCAAACAAGAAGAGGGAGUAUGGUAAUCAACUGUUUGGAAGGAAGGACUUUUCUGGUGCAAUCAAUUCGUACUCAAAAGCCAUCACAUUGCUAGAUGAUUGUCCAAGUGGAAAGGGUGAUGACUACGAGAAGGAAGUGAAUGAUAUGUUGGUCAAAUGCUUCAAUAAUUUGGCCGCUGCUCAGCUCAAGGUGGACGCAUUCUCAGCAGCUCUUCAGUCUUGCAAUUCUGUCUUAUUGAAGGAACCCAGCAACGUGAAGGCACUGUUUAGGAAGGGCAAGGUUCUAGCUGGCCAACAGGAAUUCACUGAAGCUCAGACGUAUCUCAAAAAGGCAUUAGCAAUAGAACCAUCGAACAAGACCAUUCACCAAGAGCUAGCUAAGCUCUCAGUGAAACAGCAAAAGGAGGUCAAGUCUGAAAAGGCCAUGUACCAGAGGAUGGUAGGAGAUAUGGCCGCCGUGUCCGAGUCUGAGAAAGAACAGAAAAAUAGCAAUAGAGCUUAUUAUCUUCUGAUCGGAUUAACAGUGAUCAUUGCUGCUGUCGGGGUAGUGCUUUCUCUUUAUUUGUCGUAGACCUACAUAACGAUGCUGUUAGCCAUCUGUGACCAAAUGGACUUCAAAACAACUCCAGAGUAAGAAUAUAAACACCUUUAAAAAUGCAAUAAAUGCAAUACGAUUGCCUAAAAUUAUCCAUUUGAUGACAGUAAGCAAAGUACGGGUCUCUAUCUCUCCUUGUCAGGCCCGAAAAAGUAUCUUUCGUUGUGAUUUUUUUUUGUGGAGUCUACACAAUAUGAAUUACGGAGUGCUGGCACUGGUUUCAAGCAGGAUAAAACUGAUGAUCGGUUAUAGGCCAUUGUAGUUUUAAAGUUUGGUAUAAACUAAAGUUAUGUGGUUUAUUUUUAUGAUAGCAUCGCCUGUAUUUGAGACCUCUUUCUGCAGUUAUAUUCAGUUCUACAUACCAUUAAAGGCCCUACAUGCACCCUUCUUUAGUGGUCCACGGAAGAGAUGCAGGAAAUCCACGGCAUUUAAUCCAGAUGUUCGCCUUGUACGGAUUCUAUCCUUCUUCUGUCGCUUUGGAUUUAUUUGUAGAAGCAAGAAGCCCAUGGAUUCUGGAGCAAAUAAGUGCAGUAGGAGGAAAUAGCCCAUUUUGUGAUGUAUUCAUGCUAACCUCUUGCCCCACAGUUGGGGUAUAAGCUACAAUAAUACUCUUUAAUAAAAUACUUCUACAAUCUACACACAUGUGCAUGAUUUGAUCCCAAUUUUCACCCAACGUUUAUAUUAACUUAUUACAAAAUUGUAACUUUGAACUUUGAAACGCAUGAAUAUUGAUGCUAGGAUCAUGGAAUAUUACAGAGAUAGAGAUACUUGCAUUUACCUUUUCAACCUAUUUUAAGUAUAUGUACACCUGUUUACAAAGUUAAUUUAAAAAGGGAAAUCAACUUUGAUUGAAGAUUGUGAGCUGUGAGAUGAUUUGAUUAAUAUGUUUAUGUAAAAAAGGUGUGAACAAUAUAGAUUAUUGUACAUAGCUAUUUCUAG
Strongylocentrotus purpuratus (purple sea urchin) is the source of this 2269-nucleotide messenger RNA. It is a transcript of the gene fkbp8, whose product is annotated as peptidyl-prolyl cis-trans isomerase FKBP8. The record is from RefSeq and is a predicted model, not a curated record. The transcript is spliced from 11 exons. Gene Ontology annotation, molecular function: peptidyl-prolyl cis-trans isomerase activity; protein binding. Bases 125 to 1306 code for a protein of 393 amino acids. Lineage: Eukaryota; Metazoa; Echinodermata; Echinoidea; Camarodonta; Strongylocentrotidae.